Molecule: messenger RNA, 1943 nt
Organism: Sinocyclocheilus rhinocerous
Lineage: Eukaryota; Metazoa; Chordata; Actinopteri; Cypriniformes; Cyprinidae
Product: tropomyosin alpha-1 chain-like
Exons: 9
Coding region: 178-1032 (284 amino acids)
Source: RefSeq, a predicted model, not a curated record
UCCAGCAUUGCUGGCAGCUCUUGGUUGCAGGCAGCAUCAGCUGCAUUCUUCUCCUCUCCUAAAUCUCUUGCAUCCAUUAGUCUGACCACAGUUUCGACUGAAGGACCAAGAACUGCACUUCGUUCGUAGCUCCCUUGAAUUUCAUAUUCAACCCAGACACUAGAUCAACCUGCAACCAUGGAGGCCAUCAAGAAGAAAAUGCAGAUGCUCAAACUGGACAAGGAGAAUGCCAUCGACCGGGCUGAGCAGGCCGAGACAGAACAGAAAGCUGCUGAGGACAAAUGCAAGCAGCUGGAGGAUGAACUGGUCGGCCUGCAGAAAAAGCUCAAACAGACUGAAGAUGAACUGGACAAGUACUCAGAGGCCCUGAAAAAUGCCCAAGAGAAACUGGAAGUGUCUGAGAAAAAAGCUGCUGAUGCUGAGGGUGAUGUGGCGGGUCUGAACCGCAGGAUUCAGCUGGUAGAAGAGGAACUGGAUCGGGCUCAGGAGAGACUGGCAACUGCCCUGCAGAAACUGGAAGAGGCGGAGAAAGCAGCAGACGGGAGCGAGAGAGGCAUGAAGGUAAUCGAGAACCGUGCCAUGAAGGACGAGGAGAAGAUGGAGAUCCAGGAGAUGCAGCUGAAGGAGGCCAAACACAUCGCCGAGGAGGCCGACCGCAAAUACGAAGAGGUGGCCCGUAAACUGGUGAUUCUCGAGGGGGAGCUGGAGCGAGCUGAGGAGAGAGCCGAAGUCGCUGAAUGCAAAGCUAGUGAUUUGGAGGAGGAAUUGAAAAACGUUACCAACAACCUUAAAUCCCUAGAGGCUCAGGCAGAGAAAUACUCAGAAAAAGAAGACAAGUAUGAAGAGGAAAUUAAAGUUCUUAGUGACAAGCUGAAGGAGGCCGAGACCCGCGCAGAGUUUGCAGAGAGGACAGUGGCCAAACUGGAAAAAUCCAUCGAUGACCUGGAAGAUGAACUCUAUGCUCAGAAGCUGAAGUAUAAAGCCAUCUCUGAGGAGCUGGACCAUGCUCUAAAUGACAUGACCUCCCUGUAGAUCCAUCUCUGUCCCGCUCUACUGCACCUCCUGCUAUCUCAGAUUUCUAGACACUUUCUUCACGUUUGCUUCAUUUUCUUCAAUGUGCCUUCGCUAGUUUCAAUAAAACACUCCUGUUGUUUCAUUUCAGCCUGUCAUUCUUCUGUUUUAAUUGUUAAUGAUUCGUUUUGAAUAUUGGGAAGGGUCCCUACAGUGAUGAAAAUCCUUGAAAUAUGAGGAAUUUUUAAACCUAGAUGAAAUAUUUUACUUGCAAGACGUAGCGAUUUGUGAGCGAAUUGUUCUCGAAUCCAGUGUUCCAAUGUUCAAAUUCGUUGACAAAUUUGUCUGAAUGAUUCAUUAGUGAAUCUGCCUGAAUUAAAUAUAUAUUUUUUAAUUAUUACCCAUUAAUCACAAACAACUGGAAAGGUCGUGGAUAUGCAUUGGUCAUGGAAAUUCAUUUCUGAAAAAGUAUCUUUACACAAAAACAAUAUCAGACUCAGUAACUAAAUAACAACAUGCUCAGCUUAGCCCAGCUCUCAACUCGGUAAUAUUUUUAAAUGUAAUAUAAAAAAAAAAUCUAUUAAACAUUCUUAAGUUUCCUGCUCCUCUCUUACAUAUAAUAUUCUGAUGUCCACAAAGGUGAGGUGACAUUCCGCUCUGAUUUCCCACUACUGUAUUCAUGUAAUUUUUUUUUUUUUUUUACAAAUAUUGAAUAUUUUACUAAUCUUCACAUUAGAAAAGUUCUUCUUUAGACAUACACGCCAUUUUAAUUUCAUAUUAUUACAAACAUACUGACCAUUCAAUGCAAGCAAAUGAAAAUUCUACGUUUUUCACUAUUGUGUGGUUGAGGAUGAAGUGCACUAAACUAAGACUGUAGGCCUAUUUUCACGUGUGUACAGUAUACAUAUUUACAGCAGUAGGGUCUAACUAGU